This is a messenger RNA of Columba livia (rock pigeon), 4850 nucleotides long. It is a transcript of the gene ABTB1, whose product is annotated as ankyrin repeat and BTB domain containing 1. The record is from RefSeq and is a predicted model, not a curated record. Gene Ontology annotation, molecular function: protein binding. Gene Ontology annotation, cellular component: ubiquitin ligase complex; cytoplasm. The transcript is spliced from 12 exons. Bases 180 to 1613 code for a protein of 477 amino acids. NCBI's taxonomy places the organism in Eukaryota, Metazoa, Chordata, Aves, Columbiformes, Columbidae.
UGGGCCAGGCCGGCCCGGGGGGCGCUCCUCCCCGCCGCGGUGUUUACAUCCGCCGCCGCUUCCGUCCCGCCGCCGCUGCCCUGCGGCCGCUCCCCGGCCCGGCCCGGCCCGGUCCCCUGCGGCUGCUCCUCCGCUCUCCGCGUCAAUGCGGCGCCGCCGCCCCGCGGCCUGCCCCGGCCAUGGACACCAGCGACCUCUUCACCAGCUGCAAAAAAGGGGACGUGAGCCGCGUCCGAUACCUUCUUGAACAGCGAGAUGUGGAAAUUAAUGUCCGUGAUAAAUGGGACAGUACACCGCUGUAUUAUGCUUGCCUCUGUGGACAUGAAGAGCUGGUACGCUAUCUUCUAGCCAACGGAGCGAAAUGCGAGGCAAACACUUUUGAUGGGGAACGUUGUUUGUACGGAGCUUUGAGUGACGCCAUCCGCCGCCUGCUGAAGGAGUACAAACAGAUCACGGCAAAGUGCAUGAAGAGAGAUUACUACGACGUCUUCCUACAGCGGUUGCUGGAGCAGGGUUACCAAAGCGACAUCGUUUUCAUCGUUCAUGGCAAAUCCUUCUGUGCCCACCGCUGCAUUCUCAGCGCUCGCAGCGCCUACUUUGCAGAAAUGUUUGAGACCAAAUGGAAGGGGAAGAACAUGAUAGUGUUGAAGCAUCCAUUGAUUAAUCCAGCAGCCUUUGGCUCCCUUCUGCAGUAUCUCUACACAGGUCGUCUUGAUAUCGACGUCGAAUAUGUCAAUGAUUGCAAGAGGUUGGCCAAGCAGUGUCGGCUGCAGGACCUCAUAGAAGAUUUGGAGACCAAAUGUAAAAAAGUCUAUGAAUUUGUCUCUUCCAAGCCAGGGACCUGUGUGAAAGUGCUGACGAUUGAGCCCACAGGUAACUGCCGGCUGCAGGAGGAUCUGGCUCUGCUCGCAGACUGCGCCCUGCCAGCCGAACUGCGGGUUGGUUUCGGGGAGUUGCCGUUUGACAGCACUGACAACUUUAACAGUUGUCCCGACGUGUGUUUCCGGGUGGCAGAUUACAACUUUUUGUGCCAUAAGGCAUUUUUCUGUGGUCGUAGUGAUUAUUUCAAAGCCCUUCUUGAAGACCAUUUCAGUGAGAGUGAGGAGCUGCAGACGCAGCCCAGCAUCCCUGUGGUGACUCUCCACAACAUCUCGGAAGACAUCUUCAUCCGGGUCCUCUACUACAUCUACAGCGAUGACACAGAGCUGUCCCCGGAAAACGCCUACGACGUGCUGUGCGUGGCAGACAUGUACCUGCUGCCGGGUCUCAAGCGCCUGUGCGGCAGGACCUUGGCUCAGAUCCUUGACGAGGACAACAUCGUCAGCAUCUGGAGGAUCGCAAAGCUGUUCCAGCUCACCCGCCUGGAGGACCAGUGCACUGAGUACAUGGCAAAGAUCAUCGAGAAGCUGGUGGAGUUGGAGGAGUUUGUGGCUGCGGUGAAGGAGAACGCGGAGGCCGUGGAGGAGCGGCAGGAGACCGACUCCAUUCCUCUGGUCGAUGACAUCCGCUUCCACAUCACCAGCAACGUGCAGACUUACAGUGCCAUCGAGGAAGCCAACCAGAAACUUGAAGCUCUGGAAAACCUCCUGGCCAGUAUAGGGCUUGAGUGCUGAUGUGUGCAAACCCUGCCUGUCACGCAGCCUGCGUUGCCCCCCCGGGCUGCCUUGGAGUGCAAGAACGUUCGAGUCUCUGAAAUGUCUCUUUUCUCCUCCCCAUCCACUUUCAGGCAUGGUCUCUUUUUAAUUUAUUUAUGUCUGGACGUUUGCGUGUCUGGUUUGUGUUUGGUUUUAUUUUGUGUGUGUGGUUUUUUGUUUGUUUUGGCUUGGGUUUUAUUUGUGUUUCUCCUUUCAGAAGUAGCUCCCAAAGCUCAGCCCAAAUCUAAUCUAGUCUAACCCGAUGCGGCUGGAGGGCUGUGAGCUGGUGGGGCUGGGAAGGGGGCUGUUCUGGGGGACUCGCUACUGCCCGCUGUCAGGACCCAUCCUGUCCUCCUGCCCAACAGCGCACUUCUGAAACUGGUUCACGCCAGGAUAUUUGUUCGAUUGCCACCAGCAGAGGAAGAAAACUGGAUUAAACCCUCCAAAUAAGUAUAGUGGAAGGGAGGUGGCCUUGCUUGAACUGUCAGCAUUAUGAGAUCAGCAAAGGUAGGCAGUUCUUCCCUAACAGGGACACAGGAGUACCUGGCUGUGUGGAAGGCGCUGUCUUCACCUGCCGUUGUAGCUCUUAGAUGAAAAAACCAAAGUGAUUUCCAGGUCUUCCGUAGCUUUUCGUUGCUUUGAAGUGCUCAGAAUUUAAUAGCUUGGCUUUCUGAACAAAAAUCUUGGAGAAUACAGUAGAGACCAGAGUCCUUCUGUUCUUAGAAACCCCUUUUCUUCCGAACAGGGGAAGGAAACACCUUCUUCUUGGAAACAGCACUUUUCCCUUUGUUUUUGUCUAUUGUGGUAGAGCAAAACUGACUUGCUGGUGAGUCAGGGAAGAGGGGUCACUGGAAAUCUCUUUUAAAACUAAAAGGAGCCAUUUGGGUCUCUUGCAGGGCUGCUGUGCCACACGUCGACCUUCUGGCUUUGCUGAGCCUUGAGCCUUGUCGCUUCAUUGUUCUCCGGGAGAUUCCCUCUUUGUACUAAUGAAUGUUUUUGAGUCUGUGUUCUGCAGUGGGUCGUGUUAUCUCGUGUUGUCUCCCUAGACUCCUAAUGAGGGUAAUGAUGUUCUUUCUCCUUGGCACCAGUCAGCAGGUGAUAGGGCCUGCGUAAAGCUUGGCUUGCCAGAUAGGCUGAGCUCAAAGCUGUUCAGGAUGGUAUGUUAUGAGUCUCGGGUGUCCCGGGCACACUUUGCCGUGCUUGGAGGGAGAAAAGGUGUACGAAACACACAGAGAAUCUUGCACAGGCAGUGGGGCUGCCAUCACUAAUGCAUAUUGUCAUUUUGGUCACUUUGUGAGGCAAAUAAUAAUUGAAAUAAUCCAUUUCAGGUGUGCUUUUAGUGUUUGAGGUGGGAACUGGGACCCUGUGCAGCUUCAGGGUGGUGUUUUCUGUAAUAGUCACGGUGCUUCAGGUGGAUGAGGAAAGGGUUUGGAGAUCCAGCCGUCAGCAGGGAUUUGCUUCAGGUGUGGAUGUGGGGGUGCGUUUCUCUUUGCUAAUCUCGCUGGGUGAGACACUGAUGCUCCCACAGCAGGUGAGAACCGCAGCCUCGCUGCCCCUGCUCAGAGCACCUGCCUGGACGCUGCAGCUCUUUGUGCACACACGGGCAGCUUUGGGCACCACAGCGAGGAGCAGGCACUGAGGCUGGGCCGCUGUACUCGUGAUAAGCUGGACUUUGGCUAAACCACGUCUCAGGAUUGACUUUCACUCAACAGAAGCUGGCGAGGCAGGAAUGAGGUGCAGCGACUUAACUGGACCGCAGGUGCUUGUGCACUUUGUCAUCUGUGUUUAACUGGUUCCUCUCGCAGAACAAGUCUCUUAGGGGCAGGGCAUGGCGGCUGCAGGGCUAUGCAAGCAGGGCGUGCUUCACUUCUUGUUUCAAAAUGCUUGUGAGGAAGCGCAAUUUGAUUCUCGUGGUUUGUUUGCUGCAGCCCCAUUAGGGUGAGGGAUGAGUCCCUGCAGGGCUGUGUUGCUGUGUGGACGCCGGGAGCAGCAGGGCUGUGCUUCAGUGCGGGGUGGUGACACUGAGAGGAGCUGUGUGUCUGUUUCGUGUCCCUCCGUGUCCAUCUCUAAGCUCGAUGUGGUUUGGCAGGACACCCAAGAGCCCAGCACAGCUUGAACUGAUAAAGGCAUCGCAGUGAACCUGAGGAGGGGAAGAGCUGUUGAGGAAAAGCUUUAAUGUGAAGUCCCAUGUAUAUGGAGAAAGAAAGGUGAAAGCAGAACUGCCUGUUUUCUUGCUCAGCAGAGUGUCAGGCUCAUGAAAUCCUCCUCCCGAAACGGCCAACAGCUUGACCCAGCUGGUCAGGUCCCCUGCAUUCCUCUGCCCUGUGUGGCUGAAGAUGGCACUGAACAUAGAAACAGGAUGUUUAGUUUAUCACAUCCCCUCUUCUGCAUGAAUUCCCCAUCUGGCCUCUUCGUAGUCAGCUUUCCGCAGCGGUCAGAGGCUGUGACAGCUCCGCACGGGGCUUGCGCGGAGCCCCCGGAGCACAGAGCGCGCCCUUUGCCUUCUGCUUGUGCUGAACGAGCCGCAGAAACGGGAUUAGCGAGGAAUGUGCUAACGCUUUUCUCUGCAGAUGCCUCAGCUGCUAAAGCAAAACGGACACUGGUAGUGGGCAAAGCGGGAGGGAGGCAGAGGAGGGGCAGGGGAAGCGUUUUCCGUGUGGCUGCUCUUGAAUAAUUCCAUUCCCGCGGCCUGGAGCGUGGAGCGAGCGAGCCCGCGGUCCUACACGUGGGAGGAAAGGUCAGCGUGGCCUUCUGAUCUGCCCCCCCGGUAGCGCUGUCCCAUGUGGGCUGCCCAGCAAACUCUUGGUCUGUCUGCCUGCACUUAGUGGUCAUAUCUGUGAGGCCCGUCAGAUCGGCCAAUUACUCGGGGUCCCUUAAUCACCCCCCAUCCCUUUUGGCAAAACAGGGCUAUCAAAAGCAUGCGUAAGCAGAUGGUCGGCAUGCAGGCAAGCUCUCUAAUUAAGAUGAGCCACGUCAAAACUUUGAUUUGAAUUCACUUUAUUCUUGCUGCAAAUCAUUUUAUCACAAAAGAAAAACCUUUUGAUUGUGUUUUUCUUCUGUUGCCAGUGUCCUCUUUGUGUUCCGUUGCCUCUGUCCUUCUUUGCUAUUAGCCACUUGUCGAAUUAAGAAGAUUGUAAAAUUUUAUCAGAGCAACAUUAUAUUUAAGAAGAAAUCUGUAAGCAUGUGCGCGGCAAUAAAAUAGUAUAUUUCACUACA